Messenger RNA from Capsicum annuum, 921 nucleotides. RefSeq lists its product as uncharacterized. Gene Ontology annotation, molecular function: zinc ion binding. The coding region runs from base 1 to 921 and encodes 306 amino acids. The record is from RefSeq and is a predicted model, not a curated record. Lineage: Eukaryota; Viridiplantae; Streptophyta; Magnoliopsida; Solanales; Solanaceae. The transcript is spliced from 3 exons.
AUGAGAAAAGUCAUAGCUGUUGAUGGGAUAUUUUUGAAAAGUAGGUAUGGUGGUGUGUUGUUGUCUGCUAUUGCACAAGAUGCAGAGAAUCAUAUUUUUCCAGUGGCAUUUUGUAUAGUGGACUCUGAAUGUGAUGCUUCCUACAAAUAUUUUUUUGAAAAAAUGAGAAGCUUUGUACUUGAUACCCCUGAAUUGUGCAUAAUUUCUAACAGACAUCCAAGUAUUGGAAAGAUGGUUUCAGUUGUGUUCCCUUCAGCUCAUUAUGGUUAUUGCAUGAGGUACAAUAUUAUGAUGAUAAAUAUUACCGAGUUAAUUAAUGCAGUGCUUUUAGAUGAAAGAAAAUUUCCCAUCACUGCUUUAUUUGAUGUGAUAAACAAGCAAUUUGCUGAGAUAUUUCAUGAGAGGCGUAUGAUAUUUCUUGAUAUAGGAACCAAAUUUGUUCCUUCGAUGGAGGCAAUCAUUGCAGAAAAUACUGAGUUGGGAAACAAGCUAUUAGUCCAUCAAAUUGCCAACUAUAGGUAUGUUGUCACCGGUCAUGAAGCUAUUGCAAUAGUUGAUUUGAAAAGCAAAUCUUGCAGUUUUAGAGUCUUUGAUGUUGAUAAAAUACCUUGUCCACAUGCUAUGGCAGUGCUCCGGUGUCAAUAUGGUGAAGAUUAUGGGAGGCGAAUUUAUGAGUACUCCUGUUUGUAUUAUACGGUAGAUACAUACAUUAUGGCAUAUGUGGAGGAAAUUAAACCUGUUCCAUCUGAAGAUUCUUGGCAAGUUCCAAUUGAGAUUUUAGAGAGAAAAAUAUCUCCUCCAUUUGUUGAGCCAAGCAAGCAAAAUGCAGCAAUUGCUAUGCAAUAUUCAACAACUAACGUACUUGCUAUGAAAAAUUCAGCAACUAACGUACUUGCGGUGAAAAUUCAACAUCUAAUGUAA